UAUACCGGUGGACGGAAACGGAGGUGUUGUUGACGCGCGGGGUUUGCUGGGAAAGUUUUAGUUUGACGCCAUUUUGGAUUAAGAAACAGAGGGAGUAGUCGAAGUUGCAGGUAUUUCACAGCCGUGCGUGUUUUCAGCUACAUCAGAUCUUCACUGGACACAAUGGCGAGUCCAGGGAAAGACAACUACAGGAUGAAGAGCUAUAAGAACAAAGCGCUGAAUCCUCAGGAAAUGCGUCGAAGGAGAGAAGAGGAAGGAAUUCAGCUACGCAAACAAAAAAGAGAGGAGCAGCUGUUCAAGAGAAGAAAUGUCUGCAUACCUUCAGCUGAUGACUCCAUGCAGGAAUGUCCGAUCCAAGAUCCAGACAUCAGCUCCACAGUACCCAUCACAGCUGAUGGAGUCAUAACAGCAGAUAUGAUUCAGAUGAUCUUUUCUGAAGACCCCGACCAUCAACUAAUUGCUACACAGAAAUUCAGAAAAUUGCUUUCCAAAGAACCCAGCCCCCCCAUAGAUGAAGUGAUUUCCACUCCUGGUGUUGUGACUCGGUUUGUGGAUUUCCUGCAGCGGAGUGAAAACUGCACACUGCAGUUCGAAGCGGCCUGGGCACUGACCAACAUCGCCUCUGGGACCUUCUUGCACACCAAGGUUGUGAUUGAAACAGGAGCUGUUCCCAUUUUCAUUGAACUGCUGAACUCCGAGUACGAGGAUGUGCAGGAACAGGCAGUGUGGGCACUGGGGAACAUAGCGGGCGACAACGCUGAGUGCAGAGACUACGUACUCAACUGUGGCAUCCUCCCGUCUUUACAGCAGCUGCUCGCUAAAUCCAACCGUCUCACAACAACCCGAAAUGCAGUGUGGGCUCUGUCCAACCUGUGCAGAGGGAAAAACCCACCACCAGAUUUUGCAAAGGUGUCUCCUUGUCUCAACGUUUUGUCCAGGCUGCUGUUCAGCAGUGAUCCAGAUGUGCUGGCCGAUGCGUGUUGGGCUCUCUCCUACCUGUCUGACGGCCCCAAUGAAAAGAUCCAGACGGUCAUCGACUCCGGGGUCUGCCGCAGGCUCGUUGAGCUGCUCAUGCACGGCGACUACAAGGUUGUUUCUCCUGCCUUGCGUGCAGUGGGAAACAUCGUGACAGGAGACGACAUCCAGACUCAGGUAAUCUUGAACUGCUCAGCACUGCCGUGUUUGCUCCACCUUCUCAGCAGCCCUAAGGAAUCCAUCAAGAAGGAGGCCUGCUGGACUGUGUCCAACAUCACCGCAGGAAACCGAGCUCAGAUUCAGAACGUCAUUGACGCCAACAUCUUUCCAGUACUGAUCGAGAUCCUUCAGAAGGCCGAGUUCCGCACAAGAAAGGAGGCUGCGUGGGCAAUUACCAACGCCACCUCUGGGGGCACUCCCUCACAGAUAAAGUAUCUGGUGUCCCUGAAUGCCAUCAAACCUAUGUGCGAUCUGCUGACAGUGAUGGACUCUAAGAUUGUUCAGGUGUCACUGAACGGUUUAGAGAACAUCCUCAGACUGGGAGAACAGGAAGCCAAACAGAAUGGAACUGGCAUCAAUCCGUACUGCGCUCUGAUUGAGGAAGCUUACGGAUUGGACAAGAUUGAGUUUUUACAGAGCCACGAGAACCAGGAGAUCUACCAGAAGGCCUUUGACCUGAUUGAACACUACUUCGGUGUGGAGGAAGAGGAUGCCAGCCUGGCUCCACAGGUGGAUCAGAAUCAAGGCCAGUUUGUCUUCCAGCAACAGGAAGGACCCAUGGAGGGUUUCCAGCUUUAAUCCCACUGCACUUCCUUAGUUCGGUCUUGUUGGACUUGGAACGUCUCUGCAGCAGACCCGUCUCUUCUCUGCUGUGCAGGAUCUUCACGUGUACUAUGCCUGAGAUUUGUGAAAAUAGAGAUCAAGCGUUUGGCUCCUCUGGAGUCCUAAAUAGAGAGCUGAGCUUUACCCGUUUCCGUACCGUUGAUAAAAUGUCUCUGCCAUCGAAAGCCGACUCAAGUCAAAAGGUUUUGAAACCUUGUUUUCAAAUUUAGUGCAAAAUCACAACGUUAAGCUUUCAGUGGUGUUUUUUUAAUCAUUCAAAAUGAUGUUAAUAUUUAUGUCUCCAAGCCAUCAUCCAUAUCCCUUUGUGAAUGUGAAACUACCUCUUCAGUCUCCAGAAAGAAGAGUGAAAAGGGAGAGAAAAGAACAGCGAGCAUUGCUUCAUUUUUCCAUUGAUGUGGAAAUCUGAAAGGAAAUCCGGAUCCGAAAUGUUCAGAUCAGGGUCAC
Pundamilia nyererei is the source of this 2262-nucleotide messenger RNA. RefSeq names its product karyopherin alpha 5 (importin alpha 6) (gene kpna5). Gene Ontology annotation, biological process: protein import into nucleus. Lineage: Eukaryota; Metazoa; Chordata; Actinopteri; Cichliformes; Cichlidae. Gene Ontology annotation, molecular function: nuclear import signal receptor activity; protein binding. The transcript has 14 exons. The record is from RefSeq and is a predicted model, not a curated record. Gene Ontology annotation, cellular component: cytoplasm. The coding region runs from base 163 to 1773 and encodes 536 amino acids.